Messenger RNA from Epinephelus lanceolatus (giant grouper), 5434 nucleotides. RefSeq names its product regulator of G-protein signaling 12. The record is from RefSeq and is a predicted model, not a curated record. Gene Ontology annotation, cellular component: nucleus; plasma membrane; cytoplasm. Gene Ontology annotation, biological process: regulation of G protein-coupled receptor signaling pathway; signal transduction. Lineage: Eukaryota; Metazoa; Chordata; Actinopteri; Perciformes; Serranidae. Gene Ontology annotation, molecular function: protein binding; GTPase activator activity.
AGGAGGUGCCCUCGCGCCGCUCAAUCACGGCAGGGAAAUAUUGAUUUGAAUUGUUAAAAAACGGACGUGUAAUUUGAAAAAUGUAAACAUUUAAACGUUUAACGGCGUGAAAUUAAACUCGUGGGAGUUUUUUGGGAACUUUUCACCGUCGGAAAAAGGAUGACAACAACACAAUAGUGUUGGCAACCAAGUGUUUCUGCUCCCACACGCUGGAUCUCACAGCACCCCACAACAAAGAUGAGGAUACAAGGACAGCCUGAGGGUGCGAGGAGGCGUCUGGAUUUAAAUGCAGUCGGGGAGCUGAGGGUUGUGGAGGUCAUCCGUGGUCGGGCAGGUUAUGGCUUUACUAUUUCGGGACAGUGGCCGUGUCUGUUGAGCGGCAUCCUGGAGGGGAGCCCAGCUGACCUGGUGGGACUCAAACAGGGGGAUCACAUCAUGGCCAUCAAUGGAACCGACGUGUCCACUGCUUUGCAUGAGACUGUGGUGCAGCUGAUUGGCACCUGCAAGGGACCCUUGCAGUUGGUGGUACAUGCUGCAAGCCGAAUCAUGGGGAACCCCAUUCUUAACGAUGCAAAAUUUGGGAAUGGACAGAAAAAUGGUAUUUUCCAAAAGGCCAGUGUUCUCCGCACUAUCUCGUAUGAUUCAAGCCAUAACUCAGGUCAUGCUAUCAACGCCAAACAGAGGCCGGUGUCCGAGCCUGACAUGUCGCAGUGGUCACAACAGUGGAAUAAUUUAGCUGUGCAGGCAAAGGAAGAAACUUCUAGAGUGGGCGACACAGACUCUGUGUUUACAGACACAGAAGAAGCUAAUCCAGACUGGAGUAUGUUAAACAUGACCUUGGUGGUGGGCUACCUCAGCUCCACAGAGCUGAUUUUAAACACUGCAGAAUCAGAGGACGACUGUUUAAAAGCCAUUCGGGAGCGAAUACGUCAGCUGGGAACAGAGCAGAGUACCCAUACUCUGGUGAUGAUGAAAAUCAUGUUUGACUGUAUCCGACUUUGUGACGAUGCAGGAGCUGUUCUGGCAGCUUUUCCUGCUGAGAACCUGGUUUUAGGGGCCGUGUGUGCUGAAGACCCACGUUUUUUAUGCCUGGUCACUACAGCACAUAUCAUCAAUGGCCGUGUACCUGAGGAUGGUCCUCUGCGGGCCUCCUGCCAUGUUUUCUUUAUUGACCCAGAGCUGGGAAACCAUGAGGACCAUACAGGCAUUGCUGGACGCUUUGGCUUCGACUGCACUCCAGAUCCAGAUGCCUUGGGCUGCCUGGAGUUUCCUCAGACUCCCCCAGAUGUUCUUCACUUUGUCACAGUGCUGUACAGUGACUUGGGGGAGGCUGUGGAGAGACUUCGAGUCAAACUGGACAUGGAGGCUCAGCAGCAAGCCAGGGAGAAUGGCAGCACAGGCAAACAAGGCAGCGCCAGCAGCAAUGGGGACAGUGGAAUUGGAAAUGCAUCACCCCCUGAGGAGAGAAAGGACAGGGAUUUCCCUUCCGCAAUCCGAAACCACCCUGGGUCCCACCUCCCCAGCUGUCCAUGGGAUUAUCCUCUUCCUCAAGACCUCACUCCAAUAAACUUCUCCAAGAAUGGCCAAAAACUAAAUCCAGAGAACAGUGCCAGCACACAUUCCCUUUCAGAGUCACUACCUGGCCCUGAUUCUCUUCAUAGCUUUUAUGGAGGUCCCCCACCCAGGCUUGAGUUCCAGUUUAAGCCCCCACCUCCUCCACUGCCUUUGGGUAAAAAAACAAACUUCUUUGGGGACCCCCUCAGAAGUAGCCAAAGGUGGUUCUCAAAGUCAAAGUGGACUAAAGUGCAAAGCGGCGAUGUUGAGCCUCAGGUGACCAACAACUGGUCCUCCAGCACAAAUAUCCUGCCUCCCCCCAUGAGUCAGAUCCCCUCAGACAGGUACUGUUCAGCAGAGGUCAUGAUGCUCCCCCCCAGAGAGGAAUGGACCCAAAGAUUUCUUGAACAGAGAGAGAAACAGCGCAAAGAUACCAAAAUUGGCUCCAGGUUUUGGGGUAUGGGUGUUGCCCGCGCCUCUAAGCGCCGCUCUGCCAAACGUCUCAGCCUGGCACGAUCACUGGAUGACCUUGAGUCUGCUGCUUCCUCAGAUGGUGACUAUAGUGGAGUCCAGUUGCAGGGAUGCUGCAGCCAGAGCAGCCUGAACAGUAAUGGCAGUCUUCCAGGAGCAGGCAGUUUCCGAGGGGUUCCGGAGCAGCGCGUGGCCAGCUGGGCCGGCUGCUUCGAGCGCCUCCUCCAGGAUCCAGUGGGUGUGCGCUACUUCUCGGAAUUUCUCAAGAAAGAAUUCAGUGAGGAGAAUAUCUUGUUCUGGCAGGCCUGUGAAUACUUCAGUCAUGUCCCUGCAACUGAUAAAAAGCAACUGUCUCAGAGAGCUGGAGAGAUCUACAACAGCUUCCUGUCCAGCAAGGCCACCAUGCCGGUCAACAUCGACAGCCAAGCCCAGCUGGCCGAUGACGUCCUCACCUCCCCACGGCCUGACAUGUUCAAGACGCAGCAGUUACAGAUCUUCAACCUGAUGAAGUUUGACAGCUAUUCGCGAUUCCUCAAGUCCUCCCUCUACCAAGAGUGCAUGCGUGCAGAGGUGGAUGGCCGACCCUUGCCGGACCCCUACCAGAUCCCCUGCAGUCCUGCGCCCUCAAAACAUAGUGCCAGCUCUGACCGCUCUACACUCUCCACUCCCAAAAAGGACGCCAGGAAGCAGAGGUCAGGGAGGUCACUGAAUGAAGACAGCAGGGAUGAGAGCGCCGACAAAAAACGCGGCAUCUUCUUCUCGUGGUCCCGCAACAGGAGCUUUGGGAAGGGCCCCAAGAAAAAGGACAUAGGAGACAUUAACCUCGACUACUGGGGCAGUAAUGGGCGGAGGGAGUCCCAGGGCUCCUUGUCGUCCGGUACCAGUCUGGAGAUGCCAACUUCCUGCUCUGCUGGCAAGAUUGAGGCUGAUAAUCGCCACUCAGUUUGGGAGCGCUCCCCCAAACACUGCAGUGUGAUGCUGCCUGACGGUUCCUGCUCUUCUAUCAGUCUUCGUCCCGGAGCCUCCAUAAGGGAAGUCCUCCAAGAUCUCUGUCAAAACAUUAACAUCAACAUCGCUGCUGUUGACCUCUUCCUGGUGGGAGGGGAGAAGCCUUUGGUGUUAGACCAAGACUGUUUGACCCUUAGUUCACGAGACUUGAGACUGGAGAAGAGGACCUUGUUUAGACUGGACCUGGUGCCCAUUAACCGCUCCGUGGGGCUGAAAGCCAAACCUACCAAACCAGUCACUGAGGUCCUGCGUCCCGUGGUGGCCAAAUACGGCCUCCACCUCAGCGAUCUUGUGGCCAAAAUAAGCGGAGAAACUGAGCCGUUGGACCUGGGUGCCCCCAUAUCGAGUUUGGAUGGUCUGCGGGUUGUGCUGGAGCGAACGGACCCAGCUUCAGGGAAAGACAAACCCAAGUCUUCCUCCCUAAAAAACCACCCUCCAACCAGGAGUUAUUCUGCUGCAGGAGAUGAGAGGUCAACACCAAAGGACUUUUCUCUGAGAGCAAGUGGACCAGACUCAGCACUCCCAGGGGAAAAGAGAAAACAGAAAAAGAUUAAUAUAGAUGAAGCUGAAGAAUUCUUUGAGCUGCUGAGCCGGGCGCAGAGCACCCGAGCCAACGACCAGCGCGGACUCCUGAGCAAAGAAGACCUGGUGCUUCCCGAAUUCCUGCGUCUAACUCCACCCACCUCCUCCUGCUCCAUCUCCUCUGACCUGGCCUGCUCCACUCCCGACCGCCGGGAGAACGGCAUAUCCUCACGGGGGGCCCUCACCGCCAGCCUUCGUUCGGAGAGCCUGGACUCCUCCCUCAGCUCCAGCGCCAACGGACACUCCGGGACCAGGCGGUGCCUGAUGCCCCCUCCUCGCCACCCAACUUUUGGCACCCACCUGUCCCCCAUCCCCCGGCCCAUAGACUCCCGGCCAAGCCUCCGCACGGUGGAGGAGGACACCCACACUGACCUGACCUUGGUGGGGGAGGGCGACAUCAACAGCCCCAACAGCACCCUGCUGCCUCCAUCGCCGUCCUCCAUACCGUCCUUCGACAGCAGCCUGCCUGAAGCCAACUUCACCCCGCCGCCACCCUGCCCCAAGUCUCAAGACGCAGGUGAAGAGGGAAAGUCCACUUCAGAAGAAACUACAGAUCGAAACCCUGACACCAAGUCAUCCGCCGACAGAGCCGACGCUGCACAGACGGCUCAGGAGGUGAUGGACGUGGAGGGGGUUCAUCUAGAGGAGGGAACAGUCGAGACAUCCCAGGGAGAGGACUCUGAGCUGAGCCUGAGCUUCCAGGGCUACGUCGCUGAGCUGCGGCAGUGCCAGAGCAAGCUGAGGAACGCCCAGAUGCCCCAGAAUGGCCGCAACCCACCAGAGGGCAAGAACUGCAAGACAGACCUUUACAAGGCCACAGUUGUCUAAAGGGAACCCCCACUGCUGCACUUUUUAAGCCUGAGGCACUGUCUUGAAAGGGAAUUAGUCAAACAAUGGGCUGCAUGUACACUCUAGAAACAAAAUCAAUAUUAUGGUGAUAGAUAUUGUAUAUUUGUUACGAAUUCUGCCGUCCUCUUGUUGAUUUUUAGUAUUGGUUGUAAUUUUUGGACAGUGAUAUGUUUUGUUAUGCUAUAGUUUAAUAAUGAAGUGCAAAGCAAUUCUAUUAUGAGCCAUGUUAGACCAAGGACAACCACGGAAGAAGCCUAAAAUGAACUUUAGGGUACCGGUUUCUAAUCAGGCAUGAAUUACAAACAGUUUAUAAGUUGUAUUUAAUGGGUUUAUUGUAAGUCUUUACUUUCUAGUAAGUCAUCAAAACUAAUGUGAGAGCUAACUUGAAAGUAAGUUAUGCUAAUGGACGAUAUACAAGCCAAAGGGAUAAACCAUUAAUUGUGCAAUUAAUUACAAUUUAUAGACACUCUAUAAAGUUUGACAGAAAAAUCUUAACCCAGUGUCCACUUACAAGCCUUUCCCCCCAACUUGAGCGGAGGAAGAAGAAGAAGUAGCAGUUGAAAGCUCUGGAAAAAGUUGAUUUCUAAAGCAUUACUAAAUGAUUCAUUCAUUAAUGAAGCUAUUUAUUACUUACAAACACUAAACUCAUUAUGACUUUGCACAACGUCCACCUAACCAGAAAAAAAACACUAGUAAGUGAACCUUGAGUUUUCAUUUUUUGUCAAACUUUUGCCCUAUUAGAAAGUGGUACCCACUUUUGUUGGACCAUAUGUCAGGAAGAACUCUGUUUUUAGGAUCAAAAGGGAGGCAAAUCACAAUUUUCUUGCAUAUUUAACUAUUUCCUGUAUAUUAUGUUUUACAGAUAAUACAUGAUGGUACAUUUGUUGCCUGUACUUCCUGCUUCUGUGGUUUUGAGGUUGUCCACAUGUUGAAUGAUUAAAAAGCUUUGAUGGCUGUAAUUCCAACAAAA